Perca fluviatilis (European perch) is the source of this 5519-nucleotide messenger RNA. RefSeq names its product disks large-associated protein 1-like. Gene Ontology annotation, cellular component: glutamatergic synapse; postsynaptic specialization. NCBI's taxonomy places the organism in Eukaryota, Metazoa, Chordata, Actinopteri, Perciformes, Percidae. Gene Ontology annotation, biological process: signaling. The record is from RefSeq and is a predicted model, not a curated record. The transcript is spliced from 17 exons. Bases 394 to 3930 code for a protein of 1178 amino acids. Gene Ontology annotation, molecular function: molecular adaptor activity.
CACAUUCCACCAGUGACUCUCUGUUGUGAUCGCCUUGCUUCCAGAAACGGACGUGCUUUUGGAUUUAGCAGCCGGUGCUUGGUCCAGCGAUGUUGUGAAGACCUGAUCCGGUAAAGGGAGGACUGAGCCAGCAGCAGACAGGAGAUGGAGGGACGCUCAAGUUUUUCCUCUGGGAUACAGUCACUAAGAUAACUGGAGUUAAUGUGAGACCGGCAAUACAGAGAUGUCAAUCCCUUCCAGUUAGCGACAACUCUACAAUGAUGGGGAUAUAAAGGAGAGUCUGCAGCUCUCCUCUCAGGGACAGUCUUCUGCAGCCCUUCUCUGGUCACAGGCCUGCCUGGCAUCUCUCAUCCAUACCAUUCCUCUUUCCAUCCACCCAUCCUUCCCCCUGUCAUGAAAGGCCUGUCCAGUAGUCGGAGUCACCAUCACGUGGUCUCCUAUGAACCAUCAUAUGAUCUACUGGGUCACCAUGUGGACCGCAAGCCAUAUUUAAUCAGUCAGAAUGACAUGCCUGUGCCCAUUCCCAUGCCGCAUCCAGCUGAGCUGUCCUACUACAAUUCUCAGCGUACCCCGUACCCCUCCGACAGCAACAGCAUCGUCCCAUACGGAACCUUCCCAAGGAGGUGCCACUCCACCUCCUCAUCUCACCAUCCUGAGGUAAAGGAUGAGUGUAUGGCCAUGGUACCAUAUAUAGGAGGAGGAGGGGGAGGAGGAGGAGGAGGAGGAGGAGGUGGAGGAGGCUAUGGAGGUAAAACUCCAACCCGGGUACCAGCAAACUUUGCGGACCCGUUUGAGCGUCAGCCGUCAUUUCCCAGAGAUGGCUACCAUACACUACAGUACAAACGAGGAGUGCUGGCCCACAGUGGGGGGAUGGGGGCCAACAACAACAACAAUGACAGCCCAGGGAGAAUUCGGCACCUGGUCCACUCAGUCCAGAAACUCUUCACCAAGUCACAUUCAUUGGAGGGGCCGCACCACACACAGCCCUCAAAGGGGGCCAAUAAUGGGAGCGUUAAUGGUGGUGGUGGUGGCGGAGGAGGUGGUGGUGGUGGUUCACGGGCCAGCCCAGAGGGUGAAACUCCACCAGUGGGAGUGCGCCAACGGAAGCGCAGCAAGAGCCGUGAGCGCUGUCGAUCAGCGGAGCCCAAGCAUCGAAGCCACCACCACCACCAGCUCCACGGCUCAGCGUCUGCUCCAGGCUCCGGAUAUUGGAGCUCAGAUGACAACCUGGAACGGGAGCUGUGUCUCUACCACCCUCACCACCACCAACCUCCACCCUCACCUUCACCCUCCAUUUCCCCCUCGCCCAUCGCCAUGACAAUGGGCCGGUAUCCCGGCAACAACCACGACAAGUUUCCCCAGACUCCCCUCCCCAGUCUCUCCUCCUCGCAGUCCCAGCAGUACUUCAUGAUGGACCCUUACAGCACACUCAACGAGCACACACACACCCAUGCACACCAUGGCCACACACACCACCAUUCUGCACUCAAAGCCUCCCGGAGCAACAACGAUGUGAAGUAUGCAGCGUCGUCGGCAUGUGUGCCAGUUAGUGGUAGCAGCAAUAACAGCGGUGGCGGUCUCGUUGGAGGAAGUGGCCCCUUGAUGCCACUGGGUCUUGUGGACGGGCCCCUUGUGAAGAAAGGGGCAUGGUCAUCAAGCCUAACGGUGAGCAGGGCCCGAGAGGUCUACACCAACAACAGCAGCCACAACCACCUACGAGCCAGCGCAGGAUCCGGUAACCUAAACCUAGAUAGAGCUCUAUUCAAAUCUAAGGCCAGUCAGCAGCAGGAGCGCUCUUGCCAUUUCUUACAGGUACCCCAGGAUGAGUGGAGCGGCUUCUCUCCGCUGGGGAAGGAGGACGAUAUCCCCUGUCGGAGGAUGAGGAGCGGCAGCUAUGUCAAAGCCAUGGCUGAGGACGACAGCGGAGACUCCGACGGGAGUCCCAAACCCUCCCCCAAAGUCCAGGCACGCCGAGCCAGCUACCUGAAAGCCACACAGCCGUCACUGACUGAGAUGACCACUCUACAGAUUUCGACGGAGCACUCCCCUAAACUGCAGAUCAGGAGCCACAGUUACCUGCGUGCGGUGAGUGAGGUUUCAAUCAAUAGAAGCGUGGAUACCCUGGACCCCAAAACCCUCCUCGACCCCAAAUCGCUGCUGUCCUCACCCCAAUACCGCUCACGCAAUGAAAGCUACAUGAGGGCCAUGAGCACCAUCAGUCAGCUGAGCGAGGUGGAGUUGAACGGGCAGAUCGAGCAAGUUUGUGAGCAGGUCUACAGUGCGUUGCAGGCCCAGGCCAUGGAGGCUGCCAUGGACAGCAUGGAGACCAUGGACACCCUGCCUAUGCCGGGGUGCUUCCGGAUGCGGAGCCACAGCUAUGUGCGGGCGAUUGAUCAGGGCUGUUCAGGGGAGGAGGAGGGAGAAGGAGGGAGGCCGCUGCUCAUCCUGCCUUCCUCCCCACCGCGUACAUCCGCCACCACCGUCAGGACCAUCCAGAGCAGCACAGUUUCAUCUUGCAUCACCACCUAUAAGAAAACCCCUCCACCAGUGCCGCCCCGAACUUCAACCUGCUCCACAGCCUCCAAGCCUUACAUCUCCAUCACAGCCCAGAGCAGCACUGAGUCUGCACAGGAUGCAUACAUGGAAGAGGAGGGACCCAGAGGUGACAUGACCAUCCAAUCAGGGCUCAGUAACUCAACAGAAAGCAUUGACAGCAUGAAGGCCCUGACAGCUGCAAUAGAAGCUGCAAAUGCACAGGUCCAUGGACCAGCCAGUCAGCAUGUCAGUAACAGCACCAUGACAGUCAGCACCCCCACCCCCUCAAUCCUGAGCAGGGGGCCAGUUGUUGAAAACCACCGGGAUGUAUACAGGAAAGAAGCACUCAGGAAGGGCAAAUGUCUUUCCAUAGGCAUCCAGGUGGAUGGACCAGAAGAGGUUCCAGAUCCAGAGGACCCAUCCAAGUUCACCUCGGUAGGGGUGCAAGUAGAGGAUGACAGAGGGUAUCGUCGGUUCCAGCGCUCCAACAGCGUGACAGCAGCUGUACAGGCAGAUCUGGACAUGCCAGACCUGCUGGACACCCCUUUAGACUCCCCGGACACUGACAUGGAAGUCCUGUCAUCUGGUGCCAUCUCUCGACAAUACUCCCGCGAUGCUGCCACCUCUACGGUCAGCAUCCAAGGCUCAGGGAACCACUACCACGCCUGUGCCUCCGACGACUUUGACGAUGUGGGCUUUGACCCAUCCAUCCUCCCCCCUCCAGAUCCCUGGAUAGACAGUGUAACAGAUGACUCACUUGAUGUCAACUUCAACAGCUCUGCUAUUCUGGAGGCGGUGCAGCGGUCGGUGUGUCACAGAGAUGGACGCUGGUUUCUGAAGCUGCUGCAGGCCGAGACUGACCGCAUGGAGGGCUGGUGUCGACAGAUGGAGCUAGACCAACGGGAGAAUGACCUGCCUGAAGAUAUCCUCGGCAAGAUGAGGAGUGCUGUAGGAAGCGCUCAGCUUCUGAUGUCCCAGAAGUUUCAACAGUUCAGGGAGCUGUGUGAGGAGAAUCUGAACCCCAACGCCCACCCUCGUCCGGUGGCCUCAGACCUGGCGGGUUUUUGGGAUAUGCUUCAGCUGUCCAUUGAGAACAUAAGCCUCAAAUUUGAUGAGCUUCACCAGCUCAGAGCCAACAACUGGAGACCCCUGGAUCCCCCUGAGAGAAAGGAGAGGCGGCUCCCACCUCCAGUGCCAAAAAAGCCUCCCAAGGGCCCCCACCACCACCCCCCUCUGGCCAGAGACCGCUCCCUGGAGAGCUCAGAGAAACAGCGGCAGGAGGCCAGGAAGCGCCUGUUGGCCGCCAAGAGAGCCGCAUCCGUACGGCAAAACUCAGCUACGGAGAGCGCUGACAGCAUCGAGAUUUACAUCCCCGAGGCUCAGACAAGGCUAUGAGGACACUACCAGGGACACACACACAGGGUUGACUUGCAGUACACAUACACACUAUACACAACGCAAACACAAAAAUGAAUGGUUGUCCACGCCAAGGUACGGGGUGUAACCGAAAAUAUGAAUACUUUAUUUAGAUAUGCCCAGAUCAUGCGGGAAAAAAAUUGCAGUAAUAUUCUUCUUAGUCAUAACUCAUAAACACAGAGACAUCCUACACAACUUGCUACACUCAGCACAAUUCAAUCUUUACAGUGGUGUUUGUAUUUCUGAUAUUAAAAAAGGCGCUCCUUAUAACUUCUUUUAUUUUAAUCUGGUCCUCAUUGCAUCCACACAAAAAAAAUGCAAUAGAGCUAUUUUGGCCUGUUUCUUUAAUAGUUUUCUCAUUUUUCAUCAUGGACACAUUUUAAACCAACUUUCAAAUCCAUCUGAGCCUAACUCCCAUUUAUAAAACACCAUCCAUUUUAAAAUCAGGCAAUAUGGCCUAAGGCAAUUCUAACUUGUUUUUUUACCACUAAACUCAGCAUCAUGAUAGAUGAAGUUGGGUUUGGUCAGAAGUGUGUGUCUGUUACACCAGUGAUGUCACAGGGCCACAAAUCGACAUUUUGUCAGUAGAACCAUUGCAGUGCAGCGCGAUCCAGAACAGCGCAACAUGUUUCUGUGGGCAGCUUCAGUGUUGAAUGCAGCGAAGACGGCUAUCAUGUAUUGAAAAAAAAUAUCUGUAAUAAUGUUGAGGAGUUACAAAACGAAAAUCUGUAGAUAGGAAAAAACAUGAACCACAAGCAUAUGACAGAUUCAAAUAUCAAUAUCAACCCUUCCCAAGAUACGGACAUUGGCUUUAUGUUACACCCUUACCAACCUAUGUGCAUUUGACUUUCCAAGACCCUAGAUACCGUACCCUUCAGUGGGGAGCAUCAGUUGGCCAUGGCCCGAGAGCUGUCCAAACCUCUAACACACCAAGACUUUUACAGUGUAGACCCAUUAUUUAGACAUGUACCUGUAAUGUUGGAACACUACCUUUAAAUACAUGUGUCUAACUUCUAAUAUUGAGGCCAACCGUCACGCUUUAUAAAGCCGCAACUGCAGCUAUGUUACAGUGGUUCUCCAUAUUCUGUGUAAUCCACCCUAGAUUGAGCUGAAUCAAAAUACAAAUUAUUUAAAAAUGUCUAAUAACUUGGAGGUCUCAUUGUCCAUCUGCUGAGGAAGAUCCCAAAAGGACGUCAUCACAGUGUCAAGCGCAAAGGCUCCGCAAAUUAUCAGUCAUCGUAUCAAACCUGUCACACAAAAGAUAGAGUUGUUUGAGAGAGAACAGGGAGGCAGUGGUGUACAGCCAGGAGGAGGCUAUGAUGUCAGGCUUUCAACACGUCAUCAUAAAUAAACGACAGAAUACGUUGAUGCCAAUGACUCACAAAACAACAUAUAUGACCGUUUUAUUUAAUGCUGUGAAACGGCCACAUGGUGGCCAUUUUGAAUAUGUGACCAAAACACAUGACCAAAACACGUGACCAAAACACGUGACCAAAACAUGUGACCCCGGUGGCAUUUUUAAUCGAGUGACUGUCAGUACCCGAUCCGUUCCACCUGCACAAUCCGUU